CUGGCGAUACUGCAAAUGGCAGCAAUUUUUCAAAAUGAGGUUGCAAUUAAUAUUUAUCCUUCUAAUGUUUGGGAAUUCUAGCGGAUUGAACCUUAAAGAUGUAAUUAAAGGUGACCCAAUAAAAUGGGUGGAAGCUAUUACACGUCCAGCUUACAGCGUAUUGGAAGUUCCAUGGGGCCUGGUUCGAGACAUCUUCCAGGCAGUAAUGACUGAUGGCUAUGAAUCUGUAAUGCCUCUCUUGAUGGAAAACAUCACUCCAUUGCUCAAGUUUGAGGCCCCUAUUCUAGCUGGAGUUGGAUUUGGUCUCCUAUUGGGCAUCUUCCUACCAAUCAUCAUGUUCUUUGUGGCCUGCUGUAGGUGUUGUGGCAAUUGUGGUGGUAAGAUCUCCAUGCAAAAAGCAGAAAAGCAAGGCUCCACUGGGGUGAAAGUCUAUUGGAUCUUGUUAGCAUUGUGUAUGCUUUUCUUGGUCCUUGCUGGGUGUCUGACAUGGUUUGCUAGUGAACAGCUAGGUGCAAGUCCUAAUUACAUUGGAGAAGCUAUCAAGGCCACUGUUGAUGAAAUAGAUCAAUACAAGGACCAGUUCAUUCUGGAUGUGUUUACAUUAGUCAAUGUGGAUUUGAAUUCAACAAUAAAUGACAUCCUCAAUGAUUUAAAUGAUGUUGGCACCCUUAUAAGUACACCUCUGAUGAAUGAUAUCAACCCUCAGUGGGAUGAAAUAUUGACCUCACUGAAUGGAAUCGACACAGUUAUUACCACAAUUGAUGGCUUCAAGAACUCACUAACCACCACUGGGAUCAGUCUAACCAACAUUGCCUCUGUGGUAGCUGAUGAUAUAACAAUGCUGGCAGCCAACCUGACAAGUAUUAAAGCAGCAUGCACAGGAGAACCCUUUUGUGGAUCAUUGCCUGAUGGAACCAUACUUCCUGAUCCAUCCGUCUUCACUUCAAUGCCAGACAUCAAUGCUACAGUUGAUGCAGCUGGAGUAGAUGUGAACAUCACUGAGAUAACAGAAGCAGCCACUUUAGCAAUUAACAUGGUACCUGAUAUGAUUAACACGUCUACAUAUGCACUUCUACAAGAAUUUGUGCCAGUGAUAGUAAAUGCUUCAGCCAUGAUUGACCCUCAUCUUGAAAUGCUGAACAUUACACUCAACUCGCUGUUGACACCAGAGUCGAAAGAUAUGAUGAAGGACAUGAUUGACACAACCCUUGCCCCGAUAGAUGACUAUCAACCCUACAGAGUCUAUGCUACAUAUGGUUUAAUUGGACUACAAAUUAUACCUGUUUUAUUCACCUUCUUUGGUUUGAUAUUCUGUUGCUGUGGUUACAAGAAAAAGCCAAUCCAGCGGAAGGGAUGUCCACCUGCCACCAGCCGUACUUGUUUUUGCAGCUCUUCUUUGUUUCUGGUGCUAUUCUCUACUGAAUUCUGCCUGGUCUCUGCUCUCCUCUUCAUGAUAGGAUCUAACUUUACUAUCAUCUGUGCCCCUUUACAGGAUCUAACAGUCAUGGAUGAGAUUAUUGAUAACCCAGAUGUAUGGGGUGGUGUGCCUUAUCUUCAGAAGAUGUUAUCUGGCUUUUUGGAUAACUCCACUACAUGGGUCCCUAAGCUUGGAGAUAUUUUGAGAAACUGUAGGUCCAACCAGGCAGUGUACACAGCGUUUGGUGCCUCUGCAAUAUUUGACCUACGCACAAUGGUAAACAUAUCACAGCUUCUGGGAGAUAACUUUAAUAUAUCAAGUGCUGAGCCAGUCAUAAGUGAUACCAUUAGUGGCCUUAGUGUCAUUGACGCCAACACAUUAUCAACAGUGGAGUCAUUAUCCAACACUUCAAUGGCCUUUGACGUCUCUGCUAUAACAGAUUUGCUGCAUACUGCACAUUCUAAUAUGACAUUUGGCGCAAUGGCUGACACUUUAGAAGCAGCAGGAGCAGCUACAGGGAAUGCUAGUUACAUUGCUGCCUAUGGGGAGUUAGCUGACUACCUCGACGCUAUGGACUCUCACAGCUCAAACUUUCUCCUACAUACUAACAACCUCGAGGCAACACUGUUGAACCUGAACUCAUCUCUGGGAUCUUUACAAGCACAAGCUGGGCAGUUGUUUAAUCAGCUGCAAAACCUAAAUGUAACAAUCCAAGCCAACGCUAGUACUAACAUGCUACAGGGUGUUCAGUAUUUUGUGGAUAAGAUUAUUGACCAUCCACUUAGAUUCAUGGAUCUUGUUAUGCUGUCUUUGGAUACAACCAUAGGACGUUGUAGACCACUCUAUAACAUAUAUGGCAAUGUAGUGGUCGAUGGAGUGUGUGGGCAUUUCCUAAAUGGAUUGAAUGCCUUUUGGUUGUCCCUUGGCCUCCAUGUGUUUUUUGGUGUCCUAUUCAUGAAUAUAUUUAAUAUUAAGAUCCUCAAAUACCUCAAGCGACCAUUUGAUUGGCGUAAAUAUGACAAGGACAUGAAUCUGACAAGGAACAACAACAACUCACGAUUUAUGCCACCACCUUUAAUACCCAAUUACUUUGGAGAGGACCUAUACUGGGAGUUAGAGGAAACACUCAAAUUGAAUUUGGAUCCAAGACUCGUAGAUGAUGAAGAGAAUGAAAAUAGUAUGCCAACUGAAGAAAACAAAGAAGAGCGACGUGAAAUAGAGAACAAUCAACAAAAUGAAGAAAUGGAAACUCCGUUAUAAAAUCCGCAACUUUCCUAAAUAAACACUGCAAAUUCCUUUAAUUUGGCACCAUUUAUUUAACUUUCAAUUAAUGAGAUAUAAGCAACAAUUUGUCUGGACAGAAUUUUAUAAAAAUCCCUCAAAAUGAAGUAUAAUAAGAUUUUGAAAUGGCUUUUGACAGUCAUCAGUAUUGGUUGUUUUUUCAAUACAAUAUUUAAAAAUGUACAUAUAGUUUUAUUUACAAACAGUAAUAUUUAAUAGGCAAUUAGUUUUGUAAAGGUUGUGCAAAAGAAAAACU
Messenger RNA from Owenia fusiformis, 2954 nucleotides. Lineage: Eukaryota; Metazoa; Annelida; Polychaeta; Sabellida; Oweniidae. The record is from the annotation of a GenBank genome assembly.